Trichomonas vaginalis G3 is the source of this 1385-nucleotide messenger RNA. RefSeq names its product ZGC:162945 family. The record is from RefSeq and is a predicted model, not a curated record. The annotation marks the transcript as partial. NCBI's taxonomy places the organism in Eukaryota, Parabasalia, Trichomonadida, Trichomonadidae. Gene Ontology annotation, biological process: protein deubiquitination. The transcript has a single exon. Gene Ontology annotation, molecular function: cysteine-type deubiquitinase activity.
AUGUUCCCAAUUUUCAUUGCUGAAUUCAUUCCAAAACAAUAUUCUCCCUGUGACAAGGAGUUCGAUAACUUUCCAACAUGUGUUGCUGCAGUUGAUAGCUCUACUAUUCCUUUUACCGUUCCUCUUGAUCUUGCUGAGCGUAAAAGUUCAUGGGAUGCUAAAAACCAUUGCAAUGGUAUGAAGGUUCAAGUUCUUGUUAAUCCUUUAGGACAGGUAAUUCACAUGAAUACAAGUUUUUUAGCUUCAGUUCACGAUAAGAAAGUAUUUGAUUUAUCAGGAGCUUCAGAUUUUUUACAUGUCCAACGUGGAGUUGAAUCUGUUGCAUUAGGACUUCUUGCAGAUAGAGGUUACAUCGGUAUUCAGAAAUACCAUCCAACAGCCGUCAUUAUGCAAAGAGGUGAUGACGAAGAAGUUACAAAACGCAAUAAUGCGAUUGCACAUGAUCGCCAAAUUGUCGAACGCCGCUUUGCACGCGAUAAAAGUAAUUGGAGUGUCUUGGCAAUAGGAUAUCGUGGUGAAAAAGGCAAUCUUCCACUUAUUGUUCAAGGAUUGUUUGCUUUAGAUAACUAUCACAUCGAUUCCACACCUCUCAGUGAGAAGGAUAACUGCGAUUUUCCUUGCACUCCAAAAGAUGAAAAAGAAGCUGCAGCAACACCAGAACCAAAUGGUUCAGGAAGCCCAAUGCCAAAGCCAAGAUGUGUUCCAAAAGAUCUUUAUCUCCAAACUCCAGAAACUCCAAUGAAGAUUCCAUCUCCACUAGCUGGAUAUGAAAAGAUUGAUAAGAUACUUAUUAAAAGAACACAAAAUGCAAUCUACAACAUCGAAACAAAAAUGUCAAUUCCAGGAUUACAUAAUGAGGGAGCUACCUGCCAUGUCAAUGCCGUUUUGCAAGUUUUGUUCUACGUAAAUACUUUCAGAAAAGAUGUAAUGGAGCAUUUGGGAGAUGUCGAAUAUACGCCAGUGAAAGCACUUGCCGAAAUUUAUGAUCAGAUGUUGCACUACCGCCACAAGGAAUACACAAUUUCAUGCUCACAAUUCAUCACAACACUCGGCAAGCAAUACUUCCAGCAGCAAGAUGCCGAUGACACAUUUCAAAAGAUUGUACAUGAUGUUACGGAAUCAGCAAACAAACCAGAUAUUGCCGUUACAUUCCAAUAUCAAACUGAGACUCCUGAUGAAAGCUUCUAUUCGGUUUCGCUUCACAUUCCUCUUGGUGCAGCAGGUAUUGAUCAAGGAAUUAAACAAAUGUGCACAGAUGAUUCUCAUAUCAAUGAAAUCUCAACAUUCCUCUGGGUCGACGUUCAGAGGAAUUGGUCUGAUCCAAAUGUCUUCUUUGACAAAUUUGAGAUCAAGAAGAACUACAAAACUCAACUCAGUGAUGGAAC